GCUCGCGUUUCUCCAUGUGUGAACCACUGUAACGCUGGAACCGGCACGAGGGUGGCUGCAGGGAUGAAGUUCGCUUACAAGUUUUCCAACUUGCUGGGUACAGUCUACCGCCGUGGAAACCUGAAUUUUACUCCAGAUGGAAACUCUCUGAUUAGUCCUGUAGGAAACAGAAUUACUGUCUUUGACUUGAAGAAUAACAAGUCUGAAACAUUACAAGUGGCAACCCAAUACAAUGUCGCAUGCGUCGGACUCUCUCCAAAUGGAAAUCUUGCUAUACUAGUUGAUGAAGAGGGAGCUGCCUUGCUUGUCAGCUUGAUCAGUAAAUCUGUGAUCCAUCGGUUCCAUUUUCAGAAACCUGUGCAUAGUGUCUGCUUUUCCCCAAAUGGAAAGAAAUUUGUUGUCACAAAGGACAAAGUGGCUAUGAUGUAUCAUGCCCCAGGGAAAAAGCGAGAAUUUAAUGCAUUUGUCCUUGACACAACGUAUUAUGGUGCAUAUGAUGAAACAACAUGCAUUGAUUGGACUGAUGAUUCCAAAUGUUUUGCAGUAGGCAGCAAGGAUAUGUCAACGUGGGUAUUUGGAGCAGAACGAUGGGCCAACCUGAUUUAUUACGCACUGGGAGGUCAUAAGGAUGCAAUUGUUGCCUGUUUUUUUGAAGAACACAGUCUAGACUUGUACACAAUUAGCCGAGAUGGCGCUUUGUGUGUGUGGCAGUGUGAUACGGAGCUAGAUGGUUUGAAAACUAGACUGCCCAAAGACCAAUCUGAAGACAAGGAGGAAUUGGCCAAAGACCAAGGUGAAGAAUUGACGGAAGCACAGAAAGGCAAAGAGGUUCAUGGGAAAGCCAGUGCAAAUGAAAAGGAGAGCAGAAAAAAAGUGAAAUACUUUUGUGCUGCCAAACACUUUUUCAAUAAAGAAGGGGACUUUAAUACCCUGACAGCUGCAGCUUACCACAAGAAAAUCCACCUGCUAGUCACUGGCUUUGCUUCUGGUAUUUUUCACCUUCACGAGCUUCCAGAGUUCAAUCUCAUCCAUUCUUUAAGCAUUUCGGACCAGAGGAUUGCGUCCAUUUCUAUCAAUAGUACUGGUGACUGGAUUGCCUUCGGAUGUGCAGGUCUGGGGCAGCUCCUGGUGUGGGAAUGGCAAAGCGAGUCCUAUGUGCUGAAGCAGCAAGGUCAUUUCAACAGUAUGGGGUCACUCGCAUAUUCUCCAGAUGGGCAGUAUUUGGUUACUGGUGGGGAUGAUGGAAAAGUGAAGGUGUGGAACACCAGUAGUGGUUUCUGCUUUGUCACCUUUACAGAACAUACCAGCAGCAUAUCUGCUGUAACAUUUACCACCUCAGGCUACGUAAUUUUGAGUGCUUCCCUAGAUGGAACAGUGCGAGCUUUUGAUUUGCACAGAUACCGCAAUUUCCGCACCUUUACUUCCCCACGACCAACCCAGUUCUCUUGCUUGGCUGUGGACUCCAGUGGUGAGAUUGUUUCAGCUGGUUCACAGGAUUCUUUCGAAGUAUUUGUGUGGUCAGUGCAGAGUGGAAGACUCUUGGACGUGUUAGCUGGUCAUGAAGGCCCCAUCAGCAGCCUCUGUUUUAACCCAAUGAAGUGUGUCCUAGCAAGUGCCUCUUGGGAUAAGACAGUCAGAUUAUGGGAUAUGCUGGAUAGCUGGAGGACUAAAGAAACAUUGGCACUAAACUCAGAUGUGCUUGCAGUUGAUUUUCGCCCGGAUGGCAGUGAACUUGCAGUUGCUUCCCUGGAUGGACAGAUAACUUUCUGGGAUCAUGAAAAUGCAGUGCAGACUGGAUCAAUUGUGGGGCGACAUGAUCUACAGAUGGGGAGGAAGGAGCUGGACAAAAUAACCGCCAAGCAAGCUGCAAAGGGGAAAUCCUUUACUACUCUGUGUUACUCAGCUGAUGGGCAGUGUAUUCUAGCAGGGGGUUUGUCAAAGUUCGUUUGUAUUUAUCAUGUUAAAGAACAGAUUCUCAUCAAGAAAUUUGAAAUAUCUUGCAAUCUUUCCUUAGAUGCAAUGGAGGAGUACUUGGAUCGUAGGAAAAUGACUGAAUUUGGCAGCAUGGCAUUAAUUGAUGAAGGAACUGGGGAUGAUGAUAGUGUUGCCAUCCCUCUUCCAGGAGUAAAAAGAGGUGACAUGAGUUCUCGAUACUUUAAACCAGAGAUAAGAGUGACCUGCCUCCACUUCUCUCCAACUGGUCGCAGCUGGGCAGCAACCACCACAGAAGGUCUUCUUAUCUACUCUUUAGACUCUGGUCUGAUCUUUGAUCCAUAUGACUUAGAAAUUGACAUUACGCCUAGCAGUAUUCGUAAAGUAUUGCAUCAGAAGGAGUACACCAAGGCUAUUGUCAUGGCUUUUCGACUGAAUGAGAAGAAACUGAUUCAGGAGGUUUUGGAAACUGUGCCACACGAUGAAAUUGAAGUAGUCUGCUCAUCACUCCCAGAAUUAUACAUAGAAAAGAUGCUUGAAUUUUUAGCCUCUUCCUUUGAGAAAUCUCGUCACUUGGAAUUCUACCUCAUGUGGACUCAGAGAUUGCUCAUGUUGCAUGGAUGCAAGUUAAAAACAAGGUCAGAGAAACUGCUGCCUACUAUUCAGUUUCUCCAGAAGAGCAUUCAGCAUCAUUUUGAAGAUCUUUCCAAACUUUGUGACUGGAAUUGUUAUAACAUGAAAUAUAUUCUGUCCAUUUCACAACAACGGGGUAUAAAACGUGCAGCAGAUGUAGCUGAAAAUGAUGAAGAUUUGCAGAAUUUGGAAGACUCCAGUGAUGACUCUCUUAUGGAAGAAUCAGCUGCGCUUUCAUGAAAAAACUUCUUUUAUUAAUUUUUGAGAACUUGUUCAUGCAGCAAUAAGUUUAAGCAGUGGUAUUCACUGAGAACUGAACAGCCCUCAUAGCGGCUUAUUUUGUACAGGUGAUUUGAAUGUGCAGCUUAAUGCUGUUAUGUUCCAGCCAUGGAUUUUUGCUUGGCUUCGGAUAAAGCAUGUAAAAGUGGAGCAGUCAUGUCGCCUCCAAUGUGAGUGGUAAAUGCUUCCACGCAUGCAUGGGACCCGUGUGUGUGGAAUUGGUUGGCAAAUUGCCUAAGUUGUUUUGGGUAUAAAAUCACUUCUUAUACCAUAAAGCAAUUAGAUACAAGGGCCACUAAAGAUCAACUAAAUGAGUGAAUUUAGAUCUGGAUGUAUAUGUCUUACAAGCAAAGCAAGGCUCAUUUUGAACUGCCCAGGGAGCUUUGGCUAUUGGGUGGUAUAAAAUGCAAUAAAUAAAUAAUAUCUACGGAUCAAAACUUUAGAAAUUGAUCAAGCAUAUUUUAUACAAGGUAUUUAUCAUGAAAUGUAUGCAGAUAUCAAAAUGAAAAUAUGAUAGAGAGAGGAAGGCGGGUUCAUAGCCUCAUAGGGUCUUUGGAGCCUAUUACGUCUAAUCACUUUUGUGAAGAAUGCGGUAUGUAAUAGUGUGCCUCAGUACAUUAAUUUUUUUGGGUGAUCGCAACAAAUACCCUGGUGUAGCUAUUACACUAGGAAGUACUACAGUGUUCUUGUGUUAAUAUUGUAGCUUGAAUUAAAACCAUGAAGACAUUC
This is a messenger RNA of Elgaria multicarinata webbii, 3573 nucleotides long. It is a transcript of the gene PWP2, whose product is annotated as PWP2 small subunit processome component. Gene Ontology annotation, biological process: ribosomal small subunit assembly; maturation of SSU-rRNA from tricistronic rRNA transcript (SSU-rRNA, 5.8S rRNA, LSU-rRNA). The record is from RefSeq and is a predicted model, not a curated record. The transcript has 21 exons. Bases 64 to 2805 code for a protein of 913 amino acids. Gene Ontology annotation, cellular component: small-subunit processome; Pwp2p-containing subcomplex of 90S preribosome. Gene Ontology annotation, molecular function: protein binding. Lineage: Eukaryota; Metazoa; Chordata; Lepidosauria; Squamata; Anguidae.